CUAAAUCUGCAUACUACCUCUCUCGCAUCGUAUUUUCACGCAGCUCCUCUCAGCGUCUCUCACUCUUCCCCAAUCUCCAUCUCCAUCUCCUCUCUCCUUUCCUUCUUUCUCACCUCAGAUCAAUUCUGCUAGCCUCACGCCGUCGUCGACUAGUCUCCGAGAGGGUUGUUUUACUGGUUCGCCGUUGCCUUGGCCCGGGUUUACUCGAUCGUUGUUGAAGAAGAAACGCGUCGCCCCCUCUUUGCAGGUUCAGCUCCUGCCGUUUCCGCCUGCUGUCGCCGUCACCGUCUGCACAUCUCUGUCGCCGUCACCGUCUGCACAUCUCUGUCGCAAACCAAAACCCAGUCGGCCAGUCCGGACUGUCUCAUCUCUGCUGCACCGUCACCGCAAACCAGUGGCUGCUGACCUGCUGUAAAUAUACUAGAUUUUGAUUGUUAUCUGUCUCGGUUCUCUCAUAUUCUUGGCAGAAUCUAUCUCCAGUGGGAAGCUGCCGUGAAACAAAGGUACAUCUCUGCAAGUCUGAUCAUUUUGCCAGAGCUUUAUCAGGCAUUUCUUGAUCAUGUUUGUGAUGUGCCCCAGUUGAUUUAUGUAUUUGUUAUUGAUGUAGAUAUGAUUCUUGUUUUGGGUUCUUGGUGACUGAAUAAUCCAUACAUUCUUAGGGUUGGAUGUGGAAUUUUUUACAUAUUGAAUCAGACAUUGAGUUUCUGGGAAAUCAAAUGAGUGCUUAAUGCUAAUGUAAUGGCACUAGCAUUUAUUUAUAGUCUGCAGAAUCUAUGGCCUUUAUCGAUUUUUAAGUUUGAUGAUUUGAAAGCAUCAAAUGAAUUGGUUAGCAAACUAUCCAUACCCGAGAGCACGAAGAGGUUUGUUUAUGCAAUUCGUGAUCCUGACUCUCAAUCUGUGAUUUACAUACUCUCUGUUCAGAAUUUGUCUGAGCGAUCUGCUAUAGAUGCUGAGUGCCUGAUUAGGGAGAUUCGACCUGAAGCUGUUGUGGUUCAGGUCUCUCCUUCUGCAUUGAGUGAAAUUCAAUCGGAAGAGGGGGAAUUGGGGAAUAAUAUAGAUGACCCACUGCCAACUUCGUCCUUUGGGGUGAUUAAAAGAUGUUUUAUUGAUAAAAUCAGUAAGGACAAGUAUGAAAAUUUGGCUGGAAACUUGGUUUUGAAAGAAAUAUUUGGGAUUGGUUUUUAUGGUCAUAUCAUGGCAGCUAAGAAAUUGUCUAGGGAGGUAGGGUCGUCGUUUUUGUUGCUUGAAACACCACUUGUUCAGACUGCUGUUGUAGAUAAUCCUUCCAGUGAAGUUGAUACAGGGACCAUGUUUCGUGGGUUGGUUAAUAGUUUGAUUCCACAUAAACUGGGUUUGGCUGUCAAUGUUUCAUCAAGUUCAAGGAAAUUUUGUGUUACAGAUGACACUCAGUUCCAGAUGGUGAAGUUAUUGUCUUCAUAUAUGGAAGUAUCUUUGCAGAAGUUAGGCCCUUCAAGUUCAGUUUCUCAGGCAGUAUCAAAAGACAUUCACCCAGGAAGCAGUUACCAGGUGCCACCAUUUGCCCAAUCUAUUUAUCCAUUGCUUUCAGAUCUGCAUAAUAUAUUUAUUGAUCUUCCAUCAAUUGGGAGGGCUCUAGCCUCUUCACAAAAGAUGCUUUAUGAUGUAAGCAGAGGGGAAAUUGUGGAUGCCCAAAUUAUAUCUGAAGUUCAUACCUUCCGAAUUGCAGUUGAAGGACUGAGAAUUGCUCUAGAUAGGGCUGGUAGGUUACCUAUCAAAAGCUUGGGAAACCGUAACAAAAAUAAGGUCGAGUUUUCAGAGCUUUCAGUUGAAGACAAGUCACACGCCCUCCUUGCAGAGGCCCUUCACAGUCAGACUAGGAAGGUCAAGUCUAUAGUAGCUUUAGUAGAUGCUAGUAGCUUAGCAGGUCUCAGGAAACACUGGGACACUCCUGUGCCUUCAGAAGUCAAGGAAUUGGUUGGCCAGGUUGUCACUAAUUGUGAAUUGGAUGAAGACUUAUCAAAUCAGGCAGACAAGAAGAGCUUGUUUUCUAGUAAAUCCGUGGUGGCAGUUGGAGCAGGAGCAACAACAGUUUUGGGAGUUUCGUCUCUCUCUAAAAUGGUUCCCACAUCAACAUUGUUCAAGGUUGUAACUUUUAAAUUGCCAACUUCUCUUAAUUUUGUGCUAACCCAAACUCAGAAGACUAUGGCAAUAGCUCUAAGCAAGACUCUGGGUCCAAAAGUGGUUGCUCCAGGUCUGGCAAAUUCUGGAGCCAAUGCAACAUCUGUCUUCAAAGCAGUUGCUUCUGCCGAGAAAAUACGGACAGUGGCCCACAGCAUUAUAGCCUCUGUUGAGAAGACCAGUUUUUCAGCCAUGAGAACUGCAUUCUAUGAGAUAAUGAGAAAACGACAGGUACAACCUAUAGGUUUCAUGCCUUGGGCAACAUUUGGUUGCAGUAUUGCAACUUGUUCAGCUUUGCUUAUGUAUGGAGACGGGAUUGAAUGUGCUGCUGAAUCUGUUCCUGCCGCCCCAUCAAUUGCCUGUUUGGGGCGUGGGAUUCAAAAUUUGCACCAAGUAUCUCAAGAAGUAAGGCAGAAGGAUGGCACUAGAAUACAAAAAGCCAUAGAGUCACUGAUGUACAGUUUCCGGAAAGUAAAGAUUCAAUAAAGUACAAAUCUUCUCUUCUUUUUAUACUAAAGGGAUUGCCCCUAAAUUUAGAAGAGAAUUCUUCUGUACAUAAAGGCAUAUGCACUGGGGUUAUUUGAAUCAUCAUGGAUGAUUAUCUUUAUAUAUAUAUAUAUAUAUAUAUAAAACCAAGAAAGCUAUUAAUGGAUA
Manihot esculenta (cassava) is the source of this 2811-nucleotide messenger RNA. RefSeq lists its product as uncharacterized. The transcript has 2 exons. The coding region runs from base 739 to 2643 and encodes 634 amino acids. The record is from RefSeq and is a predicted model, not a curated record. NCBI's taxonomy places the organism in Eukaryota, Viridiplantae, Streptophyta, Magnoliopsida, Malpighiales, Euphorbiaceae.